Messenger RNA from Cylindrotheca closterium, 609 nucleotides. The record is from the annotation of a GenBank genome assembly. Lineage: Eukaryota; Bacillariophyta; Bacillariophyceae; Bacillariales; Bacillariaceae.
AUGACCAAGCCCGAACUCAUUUACUUUGACGCCCCAGGACGAGCCGAGCCCAUUCGUAUGCUCCUUCACUUUGCGGGAAUCGAAUACGAAGACACUCGUUUUCCGGGAAGCGAAUGGCCUGCCAUCAAGCCGACGACUCCCCUUGGAUUUGUGCCAGUCAUGAAGAUUGAUGGCAAGCAAUACUGCCAAUCUCUAUCUCUUACUCGUUAUGCUGCCAAGUUGGCAGACUGGUACCCCGCUUCUGAAUUUCAAGCUUUGAAGUGUGACAUGGUUGCAGAGACUAUCAACGAACUUGCUGCGUUGGCCCCAAAGAGCAAAGAUCAAGAUGAGCUCAAGAAGCUAAGACAAGAAUUCCAAAAGGACACCCUCACCAAGUAUUGGAAAUUCGUCGAAGGGAUCAUUCAAGAGAACGGUGGAAUUCUUGUCAGUGGUAGCACUCCUACCUUUGCGGAUCUCCUGAUUCAACAAAGUGUUCUCAUGAUCAAGUUAGGCUUUUGGGAUCACAUUGAUACCAACUUUUUCGAUGAUUAUCCAGGACUCAAUGCUACCUGCAAAGCGGUUGAGGAAAACGAAAAGGUGAAGGCCUACAUGGCUGCCAAGAAGAAGUAA